Molecule: messenger RNA, 2812 nt
Organism: Sycon ciliatum
Lineage: Eukaryota; Metazoa; Porifera; Calcarea; Leucosolenida; Sycettidae
Exons: 6
Coding region: 822-1976 (384 amino acids)
Source: RefSeq, a predicted model, not a curated record
CACUCUUGUUUAUCUACUCUUGCUAUGGCAGUAUUGGUACACCAAUACCGAAAGCAUGCAAGACCAUGGAUCAAGACUCGCCUGCCGAAAAUACUUUUACUAGGUGAGGCGUUGCUGUUGCUCUUCCUUCUCUGGCAUUCCACUGCGCAGCAGACCAUGCAUGGCAGACGGCAGUGCGUUUGAGACUGAGUACCAACUGAAAACGGAACUGAGGAAAGAUGGUUCUCUGGUCGAACGCUUUUGCUUGUGUCCGCUCCUCUCUAGCGUCCGCUCUCCAGAGUCCUGUGCCUGCAAGGUGCGCUAGGCAUGUCCACAUACAACGUCGUGGAGCGCAAGUCCAUGCGACAAAGACACGUCCCGAAGGCAAAGCUUCAUGUGGGAGUGCAAUGCAGACCACGAAGUACCGUCCGAUACUGCCAUGCAGUCCUGGACAUGCGAACGCAAGGACGACGACGAUCGUGAGAAUUGUCAGCAGUGGUUUAUCCCGUCACUAGCGUGUGUCGUGCUUAGGUUUGCGGGUGUUGCCGAAAGCUAGCGCACAGCAGUGGGUACGGCAGCGCAACUUGGCAGAGGACGGGGAGAGAAAAUCCACCACCAAGCAGGGACAGCUCAACCAUUAUUGAUUUUCUCAACCGAAAAGUUGCCGCUCCGUAGCUUCGGAGGAGUUGUUUCAUGGAGCUUGUCGAGAUUUGUCUGUUUGCUUGCUGCCCGCAUAUUCAUGCACUGUGCUCCGUCGGUACUGUGAGUCCCUGACCGACUGCAUGACAGCCAACACAUGUAACCAAGCACAGUGACGCCAUCAUUUUGAAAGUUAGUUAAAGAUGUGCGGAGACACAAGUACAGCUACUGAAAUUGACGACAUAGAAUCCCUGAGUGCUAACUGGAUUUGGGCGAAGGACAUCAUCAGCGGACGCGAUACGAUUCCGCCGCUCGUUUCCAGCGACCCGCCAAACAUCACGUCGUGCGGCAACUGGGUACGCGACGUAUCACGAGUAUUGCUUCUCAUCUCCUUCGUCUGCCAGAUCAGCUACUUCCAGUACGUGUUCACGUACUACGUGGAGAACAAUGCUGCAGUGAGCAAGCUAUACCCACUAUGGGUAGUGACAAUAGUCCUGUCACUGGGCACUAUCAUAGGAUUACUGAUAGUACCGCGCAUCUUCACUUACAGUUGUAUCGGCAUGUGUAGCACGUCACGCCAGAUUGGUACUGUCUUCCAGCCUCUCAAUAAAUACAGCUUGUAUGCAUUCCUUUUCUCCACCAACGGCGAUGCGUUCAUAGUGCACUACGUGGCGUGGAUAGUGUACGUGUGCGUGUACCUGUCACCUCGUAUCUACUGGCUCGUGCUGGACACAACUGCCGACGUGCUAGGUCACAUCAUACCGCAUAGCUUUCUGGCGUUCACGUUCAUCGUCAACAUGUGCUUCAACCUAUCCUAUCUGUACAACAAGACGGAUGCGGAGCGAGAGCAGCCGUUUGAAGUGGUCUAUGAGCUGCUCCAAAGUACCAAGAAGAGCAUCUUGGAGAUCCUGGAUAUUAUGUCUGUGUGCAACGAGCUAGGAGUGUUUCAGAAGCACGUAACUUUGUCUACGUAUCUCUACAUCUCAGUGCCUGUCAUGCUCGUCGCAACUUUGCUGCUGAUUGGCAUAACGCUGGAGGUCACGCUCAAGUUCACCUCGUUCUGGAACUUCACCACCCUCUCGUCGUUCCAGCAGUCGAUGAACCGGAACACGCGUCGCUACUCUCGCACCAGCAUCUUGCUAUUCUGCCUGUUCCUGCUGCUUCAGAUCGUGGCCGACCUGGUCUUGCUGCUGUUCCGCCUCACUACGUACCUGCUGGGUAUGGUGGAGCUGACCAACUUUAUCUACAAGAACAUGUUCUAUCUGUUUAUCCACUUAACCCAUAUCUACAGUGUGAUAAUGCUGCUUCCAAUCAACCCAGAGAGCACGUAUGCGGCUCUGCCGGCUGCCACGAUGUGACCCAUCCCCGGGCACUGAUUAUGGAGAUGACCAACCAGCGCUGAGGGGAUGCUAUUGCUGCUGUCGUCAUGCUGUACAACGAUGUGACAAGAGUGCCAUUGACUAUGUGUGACACAUAGCGAUACUGAUGCUCGGAACAGGCCCACUUGCUAAAGUCGACUCGUGCCAGCAGCAGUAGCAGCAGCAGCAGCAUUUCGCCAUUGUCAAAAUUAUCGGUACUUGAGGUAUCAAAGUUGCUAUCAAAAUAGGUACUUGUGACGGUGACAGCUGUGCAGUCGUUCCACUGUCAGACUGUCAGACGCCGGAGCAGGUGGCUAGUAAGCUGCCCUGUUCAUUUGUUCCUUCUUCUGGAUGAAACCCCGGAACUACCUGUUAUAUACUUUGGUGGGUAAGGACUUGAUCAGUAGUGUAUGCAUUCUAGGCUAGGCUAGGCUGCAUGGAUAUUGUGGACCCGGUUGUCAAGGUGACAUGAAGGCAAAGUUUUUGUUCUUGUGGAAAUGGACAUCAUACCGGGACUACCAACUGUUGCACGAUGUGUUAUUCAUUUCACCAUUGUCAACUACUCUAUUACGGUUUGAUUCGCACACCCGUGGCCCAUGCAACAUAAUAGGGAUCCACGAAUACAACGAUUUCGCUGCUGCACCACAAUUCAUGGGUUGCGGGCGCUCACGCAUGUUGCCGCCCAUUGCAAUCUAGAAUUUGCCUUUUCUGUGAUUUCUUGACUGCUUGCUGCCGUUUGCAACUUCAGUGCUGCAUUGUUGCUGUUGGUACACAUGUACGGUUGUGCACUUGGUGAAAUCCGACCCAAAGUGCAUACUUGGUGCCCUCAACUUGCA